Botrytis fragariae is the source of this 1101-nucleotide messenger RNA. RefSeq lists its product as uncharacterized. The record is from RefSeq and is a predicted model, not a curated record. The transcript is spliced from 4 exons. The coding region runs from base 1 to 1101 and encodes 366 amino acids. Gene Ontology annotation, molecular function: arylformamidase activity. Lineage: Eukaryota; Fungi; Ascomycota; Leotiomycetes; Helotiales; Sclerotiniaceae.
AUGUCAGACAUGCAAUCCAAAGUAAACAGCCGGCUCACACAAGUCACUGACUUCUUAACCGGCAACAAGACUGCCACGACUAUUCCAUUCGACCCUAAUUCCACCAAGUUUCCCAAUAGAAAGGAUGUUCCACGAAGAGAGGAUGCACCCGAAGGAGCUGCGUGGGUUUGGGGACCUGAUGAUUAUAUAGGGAGAUUAAAUCUUCUCACACCAGCUCGAGUUACCGCCGCAUCCAAUGAAAUCCAAAGCGGGGAGAUCGUUCCAUUGAACCUUCCUUUGAACGUACCAGGAGUACCAGCUUUUGGUCGAGAACCAUUUGAGCACAGCAUCAAAGAACUAGCCCCUGGAUUGGCUUAUGAUGAUGUAUAUUCAUUGAAUACACAAUCAGGUACACAAUGGGAUGGUUUUAGGCAUAUUGCACACAUGCCCACAGGCAACUUUUACAAUGGGACCAAAGAGAAGGAUAUAAUUGGAGCUGAGAAGGAUGAUAACAAAUGUGGAAUCCAUCAUUGGGCUGAGCAUGGGAUAGCUGGUCGCGGUAUCUUGAUUGACUACUGGACUUAUGCAAAGGAGAACGGAAUUGUCUAUGAUCCAUUUGACUAUCACACUAUAUCCUACGCUGAAUUGCAAGCUGCCGGGAAAGCCCAAGGCAUCGAUAUCCGCCCCGCUUCUCAAGGCGGAAAUAUUCAAAUCGGAGAUCUGCUCUUCGUUCGUUCGGGUUUCGUAUCUACAUACCACAGCAAAUCACCAGAAGCACGAAAAGCCGCUGCUCUCAGACCACACGGAAUCGGACCUGAUGACGGUCAGAGGUGGGCUGGUCUCAAACAAGAUGAGGAUAUGCUUGAUUGGCUACAUGAUUGUUACUUUUCAGCUGUAGCAGGUGAUGCGCCUGCUUUUGAGGCUUGGCCAUCUCAAGAGCAUUAUAUGUUGCAUGAAUAUAUACUUGCCAUGUGGGGUAUGCCUCUAGGAGAAAUGUUUGACUUGGAGAAGUUGGCAAAGACGUGUAGAGAGAAAGGAAGGUGGAGCUUCUUUGUUACUAGUGCUCCGAAUCAUUGUCAAGGAGGUGUCUCCAGUCAUGGAAACGCAAUUGCUAUAUUUUGA